Osmia bicornis bicornis is the source of this 2033-nucleotide messenger RNA. RefSeq names its product ATP-dependent DNA helicase Q5-like. Gene Ontology annotation, biological process: double-strand break repair via homologous recombination. The coding region runs from base 96 to 2015 and encodes 639 amino acids. The record is from RefSeq and is a predicted model, not a curated record. NCBI's taxonomy places the organism in Eukaryota, Metazoa, Arthropoda, Insecta, Hymenoptera, Megachilidae. Gene Ontology annotation, cellular component: cytoplasm; chromosome. Gene Ontology annotation, molecular function: ATP binding; 3'-5' DNA helicase activity; nucleic acid binding. The transcript is spliced from 9 exons.
GAAGCCCCUAAAAUCAAUGCGAAGUUGAGCAGUAAUUCCUGUUAACUUUUAAGUUCUUGACAAAUGCUUUUAUUAGUUUAAUAAAAUAUGUAACAAUGAAAUAUGAUGAAACAAGUUUAGUAAAAGUUUUGCAGUGGGUAUUUAGUUAUGAUAACUUUCUAAAUACCGUUCAAAAAGAUGCUACUGUUGCUAUUGUUGAAGGUGGACAAUCUGUAUGCAUAUCUAUGCCUCCUGGCUUAGGUAGAUCUCUUUGUUUUCAAUUACCAGCCAUUGUACAAGGCAAAGUUGCUAUUAUUCAUUCACCAAAAUUAUCUUUCAUGAAGAAAGAAGUAGAAUUUUUAAGAAGUAAGCAGAUCAAUGCGUGUUUGUUACAUCAAACUUUACACCCAAGUAAAAGACAAAGUAUUUUAAAGAAUUUAAUAUCAGGUUCCCCUACUAUAUCAUUAUUGUAUGUUACUCCAGAUAUAGCUCUACUAGCAUAUUUUCAGAAGCUUGUAUUUGAAUUAAAAAGACAAAAGAAAUUAUCUUACAUUGUGUUUAAUGAAGCACAUUAUUUAAGUAAAUUUGGAUACGAAUAUACUUCUAAUUAUACAAGAAUAAAUGCAGUUCGUAAAAUAUAUGAUGGCAUUCCAAAAGUUGUAGUAACUACAACAGUUACCAAUGAGGUAAUCAAAGACAUUUGUGAACAAUUGACGCUAAGAAACCCAAAGAUAUUUUUAUUAGCAGCUCAAAAAAUCAAUGUAGUCUAUGAUAUAUGGUUUUUAGAUAUUCUUCCUGAUCCAUUUGAGCAUCUUAAAAACUUUAUCGUGGAAUCACUAGGGUUUUUAGGAACAAGUAUUCAGAAGGUUCUGCAAAAAGGUUGUGCCAUUAUCUAUUGUAGGGAGGUAGCAACUGCAGAAUUAUUAAAGAAUAAGUUAAAUGCUUCUGGCAUAUCCACGCUUGCGUACCACCAUAAGUUGACUCGUGGCAAGCAGCGUAAUAUCGAGAAUAAGUGGAUAUCCGGUGAUGCUUAUGUUAUUACUACAACCUACAGUUAUGGAUUCAUUUAUAAGAAAUCAAUUAGAUGCACAGUGUAUUGGACAGUACCUGAAAAUAUUUCCAAGUAUUAUAGAGAAUCAAUGCAAAGCCGUUCGGAUAAUAAUUUGUCGCAUUGCAGAAUAUAUUUUAGCGUGAAGGAAUAUUUAUCGGUGAAAAUGGCUAUCGAAAAUCACGAUGUAAUGAACGAUCCAGAGCAUAUAAAACAAAGAUUAAAAGAAUACGAAAAAUUAAUAUCCUAUUGCCUUUUAGUAAAAUGCCGUCACGUGGUUAUUAGUCAAUAUUUUGGGCGUGUAAUACCCCCUUGCAAAAGAAAUUGUGAUGUCUGUAAGGAUGAAGAGAUAGUAGAAGUAAGAACCGCUAAAUUUCUCGUAUUUUCUGAAGGUAGGGAGGGAAUAAAAUACAACAGUUAUGAGACAAGUGAAGACUUGCCAAUUAAAGAAACUAACUGUGAGGAAUUAAAAAUAAAAGACAAUAAUAAACAGAUCGUGCAAUAUAACGAUAAAACUAGUCAGGAAGGCACAGUACACACGUGUACAUGCACGUCGCAUUCUUUAGUGGAUAAUAAUAACGUAAGGAAAGAUGCGACGUCACCAGAACUAGGUUCCUCUCCACGCAAGAUCAUAAAACAAUCAGUAAAACGAAAAAAUUCUAUCAAAAGUCCUAACAGAAAAAGAAUUAAGGUUUUGAAAAUUACUAAAAUAAAAGUAGGCGAAAGAAGCGAUCUCAUUCCAAGGAGAGACUCCCCUGAAACCGUUGUUGCUGACACCAAAUACCAACAGAAAUUAAAUUCUGAUAAUAAACCAAGCAUUGAAAUCGAAAAAGUUACGGAUAAAAAGGCUGUUAUGAAACAGUCUGUGAAACCCGUUAAGAAUAAUUCAAACGCGAGCGAGUCGCGUGACAAUGUAAUGAUAGAAUAUUUAAUGGAUAAGUAUAAUUUAGACAGACAAUCAAUAACAUUAGAAAUAAAAAAAAAGUGAAGUUAACUAAUAAUAAUA